AUGGUCUAUAGUAAACAAUAUUCUCUUUACAAGCAGUCAAAUAAUUCGAUUUCAACCUUGGUAGGAGAUUCAGAUGAUGAAUCAGAUGAAUAUAAAGUAGAUAAGAAUCGUGUAUUAGUUUGGUACAAACUUGAAGUAAAUAUGAAGAAUAGAGAGGAUAAACAACAAUGGCAUAAACAAGAAAGUGAAAAGGAACAGAGUUUUCGUGAACAAUUAUUAAGACUCAAGUAUGAUUUAUAUAAUGCUUCCAAUAAAAAAGAGUACAUAUUAAAAAAAAAAUUUGAAAAAUCUGUUUCACAAUUUCGUAAAGAAGAAAAGAAAAAUAAAUCACAACUUCAAUCGAUUGAUAACAAAGCAGAACGAAGUUUUAGAAAAGAAAUGUAUAAAUAUUGGGGCGAAAUUGUAAAAUAUGUGGUUGAGAAACAUUUUGCUUUUCGUGAAUUUUUGCAAAUGCUUACAAUUAUUAUCCCAUUAUUUACUAGUUGGUUUAAUGGAAAUAGAAAUGAAUCAUAA
Messenger RNA from Dentiscutata erythropus, 513 nucleotides. The record is from the annotation of a GenBank genome assembly. NCBI's taxonomy places the organism in Eukaryota, Fungi, Glomeromycota, Glomeromycetes, Diversisporales, Gigasporaceae.